AUGUCCUAUCCGCCACCUCCAGGUCUCAAACAGACUCCCGCCUCUCUCCCGCCUCGACCUCCUCCUUCCAGCAAUGCCUCCAAACCAUCGGGCUACAGCGCCUUCACGGCAUUCCAACCGCGCGCCGUAGCUUCUACCAAGUCGGCACAGUCCCAGCCUUAUCGCACCCACAGCCCAACCAUCUCCGCACCACCUGUCUCAUCCGCCGGGUAUGCAUCACCCUCGACAGGCUAUGGCCACUAUUAUCAACAGCCCCAGCCGCAGUCAUAUCAGGCUCAACCGCAGUCCUAUCAGGCGCAGCCUCAGUCCUACCAGAACGGACCCUUCUUCUACGGCCCGAGCGGCGUCCCGCAGAUCCAGAACCCGUUUGGAUCCACCCCGAAUCAACCUCAUGGCGCUCGGCGAGGACAGAACCCCGGCAUGGACCCGGAGACCGAAGCUCAGAUCGCACAAUGGCAGAGCGCCUAUUCCAACCCUGCCGAUGAGGUUGGCAAGCCCCAGGGCUCUAGUGCCGUGACGCCAUCCGCCGUGGGCACCCCCAUUCCCAUUUCCACGCCCCAGCCGGAGCCAACAGUCACUGUCGCCCGAUCUGGCGGUGGCCAGACAUGGACCGACCAAAGUCUGCUGGAAUGGGACCCAGCCCAUUUCCGGCUGUUUGUUGGUAAUCUCGCAGGCGAGGUCACCGAUGACUCCCUGUUGAAAGCGUUUGCGCGCUAUUCGUCGGUACAGAAGGCACGCGUGAUUCGGGAAAAGCGGACACAGAAGAGCAAGGGUUAUGGCUUUAUCAGCUUCAGUGAUGGCGACGACUACUUCAAGGCCGCUCGUGAGAUGCAGGGCAAGUACAUUGGAUCUCAUCCCAUUCUGCUACGACGCGCCAACACCGAGGUGCGCCCGGUCUCGAACAAUAAGAAUCAACGCAAGAGCAAUGCUGGCGGUGCAGGUGGCGCGGGACCGAAGGUGAAGCAAGAUGGAGUGAAGAAGCCCGGAAAAACCAAGGGCGGCUUGAAGAUUUUGGGUUAA
Molecule: messenger RNA, 1020 nt
Organism: Penicillium subrubescens
Lineage: Eukaryota; Fungi; Ascomycota; Eurotiomycetes; Eurotiales; Aspergillaceae
Product: RNP domain protein
Exons: 1
Coding region: 1-1020 (339 amino acids)
Molecular function (GO): mRNA binding
Source: RefSeq, a predicted model, not a curated record